This is a messenger RNA of Prosopis cineraria, 1165 nucleotides long. RefSeq names its product FCS-Like Zinc finger 15-like. The record is from RefSeq and is a predicted model, not a curated record. Lineage: Eukaryota; Viridiplantae; Streptophyta; Magnoliopsida; Fabales; Fabaceae. The transcript is spliced from 2 exons. The coding region runs from base 235 to 633 and encodes 132 amino acids.
UCGUACCAUGAUACCUUUUCCCCUCAGCAACCGCAUAAAUGCAAACUAAACCCCGCUACGUGGCGCUCAACCGGCCCGCAUCAGUCAAAUCUUUCUUUCUCACUGCUGAAUAGCUGUAACUACAGCGGAACCCACCCACCCCCUCUUCCGUACAGUCACCCCCCUUUCUCCCCUGCUCUUUAUGCACUGUUUCCAUCCAGAUCCACCCAGCUCCCUCGGUCAUCGGCAGGAACUAUGGUGGGUUUGAGUAUUGUGUUGGAAUCCCAGAGAGGUGUUAUUCCCACCAACACCCCUCAAGUCAUCAACAAAACCGCCAUCUCCAUCCUCCACAACGAGACACCAUGCUCUUCAAAUUCCAACCGCUCCGCUUUCCUGGACCAAUGCUUUCUCUGCAGGAACAGGCUCUCCCUCGAAAAAGACAUCUACAUGUACAAGGGAGACAAGGCCUUCUGUAGCCAGGAGUGCAGGUGCAAGCAGAUGUUCAUGGACGACGACGACGACGAAAGCAUUGACAUAGAAAAUUGUUCUUUUGCUGCCAUCAGACCCCGGUCUGCUUCUUCGCCCACUUCCCCGGCCCCACGCUAUCACCGGAAACCACCAGAAAACCGAGCUGGCGGUGGCUUCGCUUACUGAGACUGGGAGAAGCCUUUUUGUCUUUUUUUCUGGCAAUGACAUUCCAGUUUUGCCCUCGCUUUAUUUUGUAAUGGCCCGUCCUUUUGCUUCCUAGUAUGAAGCCAACACGCCCUUCCCACUUAUCAUCGUCAUCAUCAAUUUCCUUUGGCUCAAAAGCUAUGAAAAGUUGAAACGUGAAGCGCACUCUAUUCUUGUGGCCUGAAAGUGAAACCGUAGGGUUACUGGAAAUAUAUUGUGGGACAGCCAAAGGGAAGGGCACUCAUGGGACCUUGAAUAACAGAGAACGUGACUUUUGUUUAACCCUUCAGGGGGGGAGUAUGCAUGAUGCGAGAUGCGAGAUGCGAGAAGCAAUUUAAUCCUUAACUAAUAAUGAUAGAGAUGGUUGGGAGGGGGGGUAGUCUUGUGGGAGGGAAUGGUGUUUGUUUUUUAACCAAAACGACGAUGCAGAAUAGUGCUUUGGGUUUUCUGUCUCUGAUGUGAUGCCAACUCUACCUGUGUUUGUCGCCUUCAUUCAUUUGGCUCAUUCCAUAUU